GACUCAUCAAUCAUUGAUGAAUAAUGAUUGAGUCAAUUGUUUUUGUUGCUGUUAAAAAUUUUCAUCAUCAUUCGUCGGUAUACAAAACAAAUACUCUCCAUAUUUUACUAUUAUUGUGUAAAUAACAAAAUAUGUUCAAUGCUUUCUGUAUGGUUUUUGUAUUUGUUUUUGAUAUUGUGGUUUUAUAAUAUUUCGUAUGCUGAACUAAUAUUUAUCAAUGGCUUGGUCAAGUGAAGUGGCAGCUUGACAUGAAACAUAAUCGUCCUGUUUACAGCUUUACACCCAGUUGGAGGUCUGACAAAUAGUUGAUUGGAGUGUUAUUAAAGGGCACGAACACUCGCUACAAUCAAUACUUCGUACAUAACAAUAACACUACAGGUAUCUAAAGCAAUCUCACAUAUCAUCUCCUCAAUAGAAAAUGACGAAUACUUCAGACCCCAAACGCGUUGAAGUUGAUGGUCGCACCAAUAUCGUAAGAAAUAAUCCACAGGCACGAGUGAAUGGAUCAUCACCUCCUGCAUCAGAUAAAAUCAAUCACAGUGGAAAUGUCAAGCGUGGUUAUGUAAACACGACGGGCUCCGUCAUGACGAGCGCUGAUUCUUCAUAAGUAUCUUAAUACAAAAUAUACUCUGGAGAUUUACUCUGGAGUAUAGACGCAAAAUGUUCGAUUGCGAUAUUCCCGCAUUAGUUUCGACAAAUGGAUGGACAAUGGAUGCGUCAUUGGAUUCCAUGAAGUAAGGAAUUGUAUCCUUUCGUAUUUUCGAGGUCGUCGCGAUGCCAUUCAUAUCGUGAAGAAAUGUCACUACUUCGGACUAUGUAACGAUAAAACAUCCAGCGAAUGUACACAUUGAAUGGUUGCAAAAUAAAUCAACACGCCUUUCAGCAAACACUCCAGAUUUUGUUGUAAUGGUGUUGCCCGAGUACAAGUUUAAUUUUGCGUGGCCUAUGAUUAAUAUUGUUUA
Molecule: messenger RNA, 962 nt
Organism: Sphaeroforma arctica JP610
Lineage: Eukaryota; Ichthyosporea; Ichthyophonida
Exons: 2
Coding region: 419-607 (62 amino acids)
Source: RefSeq, a predicted model, not a curated record